Molecule: messenger RNA, 1416 nt
Organism: Pteronotus mesoamericanus
Lineage: Eukaryota; Metazoa; Chordata; Mammalia; Chiroptera; Mormoopidae
Gene: ZNRF4
Product: zinc and ring finger 4
Biological process (GO): ubiquitin-dependent protein catabolic process
Molecular function (GO): ubiquitin protein ligase activity
Source: RefSeq, a predicted model, not a curated record
AUGUCACAGAGGGUGGGGGCAUCUGGAAUCCUGGGGGCUCCUGGCCUCAGUGUCAUCUGCCAGCAAGGCCACCCCGCUAGGGUCAGUCCUCCUGAGACCAGCCUUCAAAUACACAAUGCAAACGUGCCUGCCACCAGAAGCAGUUUCCGCCUAGGGCUACGCAGGUCCCAGCUGCUCUGCUUACCUGCCUGUGAGCCUGCCCUUGAAGCUCACCUCCAUUCCAUCCUGGCUGCAGCACCCGGGAGUCCCUGGAGAUGCCCAAAGGCCUCCCAUCUGCCAUUCCCAGUGGGACCAAGGUUCCAACCGAAGCAGGCAGUGGAGGAGGCGGGGGUAACCAUGGGGUGGCGGCGGCCGGCCCUGGCCCUGAGGGUGGUCAGGGCCUCGCUGAUCCUGUUGGCGCUGCUGGUGCCCUCACAGGCGUUGGUGCGGGCUGUGCUAGAUGGCAACUCGAGCACAGUGGACUUUGAAGAUUUGCCAGCCAUGUUCGGGGUGCCCCUGGCCCCCGAGGGUGUGCGGGGCUACCUGAUGGAGGCCAAGCCGGCUAACGCAUGCCAUCCCAUCGAGGGCCCGCAGCCGGGGGGCAACGGCUCCCUGGGCGCCAUUGUGCUCAUCCGUCGCUAUGAUUGCACGUUUGAUCUGAAGGUGUUGCAUGCCCAGCAGGCUGGCUUCAAGGCCGCCAUUGUGCACAACGUCCUCUCAGAUGAUCUCGUGCGCAUGGCACAUGUCUAUGAGGACCUGCGGCGGCAGAUCUCCAUCCCUGCAGUGUUCGUGGGCGAGGCCACCUCAGAGGACUUGCGACUCAUCGUGUGUUGUGACAAGUCAGCCCACGUCCUCUUGUUGCCCAACUACCCGCCGUGCCCUGACCUGGACUGCCAUCCUGUGCUGGCCAUCUCCUGGGCUCUGGGCUGCGCCCUGGCUCUGCUCAUGUCUGCUUUUUUCAUCCUGCGAUACCUGUGGAACUGGCUGUGGUCCUGGUGGACCUGCGGGCCCGCAGUGGUUAAGAUGCCGGCCUGCCGGAAGGCUCAGGUCCGCACCUUCACACGGCUCAAUGACACGUGCGCCAUCUGCCUGGACGAGUAUGAAGAGGGAGAGCAGCUCAAGAUCCUGCCCUGCUCCCAUAUUUAUCACUGCAAGUGCAUUGACCCCUGGUUCUCCCAGGCUGCCCAGCGUUCCUGCCCCGUGUGCAAACAGUCAGUGUCCAGCACAGAAGACAGCUCUGAUUCCACCAUCGAGAGCAUCGACGAGGACCCCCCACCGCAGGGCUACCAGCCCCCUAUCUGGGCCAUCCAGGCCCGGCUGCGCUCCCGGAGGCUGGAGCUGCUGGCCCGAGCCAGCCCGCACCACCGCUGCAGUGCCACCUCUGUGGGGGUGGCUGAGGCCAUGGAGUCCUCCGAGAGUUCCCCAGGCUCACUCUGA